Messenger RNA from Aureococcus anophagefferens, 1515 nucleotides. RefSeq lists its product as hypothetical. Lineage: Eukaryota; Pelagophyceae; Pelagomonadales; Pelagomonadaceae. The record is from RefSeq and is a predicted model, not a curated record. The transcript has a single exon. The coding region runs from base 1 to 1515 and encodes 504 amino acids.
AUGCUCCGGCACCCGCGGGAGCUUGCCGCGGCGCUCGCCGCCGUCGUCGUCGUCGUCGCCUGGACGCGCCGGACGGCGGGCGAGGCGGCGCCCGUCGCUGCAACGCCGGCGGAGGACGCCGCCCCGCGCGUCGCGGCGCCGGCGGAGGAGCUCCCGCCCGCGCCGGAGGACGCGGCGUCGGGCCAGGCGCCCCGGAAGAAGAGGCGCCGAGCCAAGCGGUCGUCGUCCGCGGACGAGCUUCCGGCGGAGGCGGCCGCGCCGCCGCCGGCCGCGCCGGCGCCGGCCUCGCCGCCGCCGGCCGAAGCGCCGCCGGCCGCGGCGCCGGCCUUCGCCGCGCCGCCGUCGCCCGAGGGCGGCUGGAUGCACCCCGUGGCCCGGCGCGUCACGCGCAAGCAGGUCCAGUCGCUCAUCGAGCAGGCGCGGCGCGAGCAGGCGACGCUCAUCGAGGAGCAGAAGAAGCAGAUCGCGACGCUCGCGCGCGCGUCGUCCGCCGACGAGUGCGAGCCCGCGGAGGCGCGCGACGUCGCGGCCCUCGAGAAGCUGAAGACGCACAACGACCUGCUCAAGAGCCAGCUCAAACGCGCGGGCGUGACGGCGAUCGACGAGGUCGUGAGCUUCGAGGAGGCCAAGGUGAAGCUGCGCGCGGCGGCGGCGCGGCUGCUGGGCGGCGACGGGUCCCUAGAGGACGAGCGCGAGAUGGAGCGCUGGGACGCGUUCCUGCGCGUGCACCCGGAGAAGGCGGCCGAGGAGGCGCGCGCCGCGGCCGCGUGGCGGCGCGACCACGCCCCGGCGAACGCGGCGGCGCUGCGCGUCGUGCGCGGCUUCGUGCCGCCGGCCAUGACCUCGACGGGCGCGUCGCUCGCGCAGCUCGAGGGCCGGCUGCCCAAGGCCGCGGCGAAGCGCGUCUUCGCCAACCCCGCGCUCUGGCUCACGCGCGCGUCCAAGGGCGCCAUCGCCAAGGUCCACAUCGCGGACCUGCGGAGCCGCUACCACGUCCAGAGCCUGUCGCUCCUGGAGCUGCGGGCGGUCUACGCGGCGCUGCCGGAGGCCUUCGACGACGCAGAAAAGGCGUCCUGGCGCGCGGACCUCGAGCGGAAGCUCGAGCGCAUGGCCAAGGAGACCCUGCCGCCGGCGAAGCGCGCGCCGGCGGUCUACGGCGCCGCGGGCGCCUGGGCCGACGGCUUCGAAAUUGGCGGCGCGGGUCCCGCCGAGGACCUCGACGACGCGCUCCUGCCGUUCGGCGCCGACGACGACGCGCUCCCGGAGCCGCCGGCGAAGGAGGCCGCCGUCGCCGCGCCGCGGCCCGCGCCCCCGCCGCGCGCCGCGCCGCCGCCGCGCCGCCAGAAGCCGGACGUCUUCGCGGCGAUCCGCGCGAAGCGCGGCGACGAGAACAAGGGCAAGGCGUCGCUCCUCGCGGCCAUCGAGCGCAAGUCGGCAUCGGCGGACUUCACGUCGCCGCGCCGCGCCAUGGCCAACCUCCUCCAGAACGCGCUCGCGAAGCGGCGCGUGGACUAG